Messenger RNA from Thalassophryne amazonica, 1054 nucleotides. RefSeq names its product COMM domain containing 7 (gene commd7). Bases 58 to 660 code for a protein of 200 amino acids. Gene Ontology annotation, molecular function: NF-kappaB binding. The record is from RefSeq and is a predicted model, not a curated record. The transcript has 9 exons. NCBI's taxonomy places the organism in Eukaryota, Metazoa, Chordata, Actinopteri, Batrachoidiformes, Batrachoididae. Gene Ontology annotation, biological process: negative regulation of DNA-templated transcription; tumor necrosis factor-mediated signaling pathway.
GGUGACCCGGAAGUGAAAUGCUCAAACGAUCUGUGAAACGGUGCAAAAAUAUACAAAAUGAUGCAGCUUCAUUUCACCAAAGAUGUUCUUCCCGAUUCUGUCAGCUCGGAUUUCCAGAAUCUGAAUAAAUUCAGCGAACAGCAGUUUUUGUGCCUCAUUGAAAUUCUGUUCCAGUUUCUGCUGGAACCUAAAGAGGCGGAGAGGUUCGUGCAGCAGCUCAGCGAGUUUGCAGGGAAAAAUGGGAUGAGUGGUGGUCCUCUGAAGAACCUAAUGAAAAGUAUUCUCUUAGUGCCACAAGGAGCCUUGAAGAAGAAUCUGACACCUGAGCAGCUCAAAGAUGACCUCGUAAUACUGGGAUUGAAUGAGGACAAGGCAGCUCAUUUUGCACAACAGUGGGCGGUGCACUGUGUGGCUCUGUCCAGACGCGCUGUCAGACAGACACUGAUGGUCAACCAGCUGCUUGACUUGGAGUGGAAGUUUGGAGUGACCGUUGGCUCAAGUGAAAUUCAGAAAGUGGGCAACAUCUUUCUGCAGCUAAAACUGGUGAUCAGAAAGGGGAAUGCCACAGAAAAUGUCUACAUGGAGUUGACGCUCCCUCAGUUUUACAGCUUCCUGCAUGAGAUGGAGCGAGCCAAAGCCAGCAUGGAGUGUUUCAGCUGAGCACAAGCUCAAACUUCACACAUUCUGCUGUGUGGAGGUGCUUCAGAAAACACACGUUUCCAUCAACACUUUAAAAGCUUGACAUUCUUGUCUUAAAUGCAGCUUUCACUGGAUUUAUGAGAUCUUGGACUUUAAAAUGACACAGAACAUUAAACAUUUACACAUUUUAUUGGAUCUGUCAGAAAAGAGUAGGAGGCUGGAGAUCAGGCUUGUUUCUCAGUGUCAAAUGAUUUUUUAAAUUUUUUUUUUUUUUUAUGUUUCGGUGUGGUGGUGUGGAAGACCCGGAAUAGUGGAGUCAUGUGACGAACCCAAACAGGACGAGACAUGUUGUGUACCGUGAUCUUUAAAGGUAGAACAAUGAGGAAACAAAGCAGUGGAAUCUCAUGGAAUGCUA